Molecule: messenger RNA, 702 nt
Organism: Wyeomyia smithii (pitcher-plant mosquito)
Lineage: Eukaryota; Metazoa; Arthropoda; Insecta; Diptera; Culicidae
Exons: 1
Coding region: 1-702 (233 amino acids)
Cellular component (GO): nucleus
Molecular function (GO): DNA binding
Source: RefSeq, a predicted model, not a curated record
AUGGCCAUGUCCGCUACCGGGGAGUAUAUUCCUCCGAUGAGAACUUUUCCGCGAAAACGAAUGAAUGAGGCUUUGAAGGUGGGCGCACCUGAAAGAUCGAUAUUUGCAUGUAACGAGAGUGUUUGGAGCACAACAAACACGUUUUCAACGUGGUUUGACCAUUUUGUUGCAAAAACGAAACCGACGGAAAAAUCUCCGGUUCAUUUAAUCCUCGACGGACAUUCUAGCCAUACUGAGAAUGUGGAAGUGCUUGAGAAGGCGGAAAAGGAGCAAGUUCGGAUUCUUUCCAUACCGCCUCACACUUCGCAUAGGUUGCAGCCUCUAGACGUGACAUUCAUGGGUCCACUUAAGUCGAGCUAUACUAAAGCCCUCGAGAAGUUCCAAAAGGAAAACAUAGGAAAAACGGUCAAAAUUUUUAAUGUUGCCGCAGUAAUAAAUAGCGCAUACUCCGCUAGUGCGUCGAUUUCAACAGCCAAAAACGGUUUCCAAGCCACCGGCAUAAGCCCUUAUAAUCGGCACAUUUUUACAGCUAAGGAUUAUGAAGCUUCUGAUUUCCUGAUUGCAAACCCUCUCAACGACGUCGUAGAUAACCAUCCAGGCAAUUACAAUGACCUGAACGUUGAUGCACAAGACUUCGAUGGCUCUAUGCAUUUUACAGAACCAAUCGACCAAAGCACUGAUAAGACAUCGGGAAAUAAGUAA